Daldinia decipiens is the source of this 793-nucleotide messenger RNA. RefSeq lists its product as uncharacterized. Bases 281 to 784 code for a protein of 167 amino acids. NCBI's taxonomy places the organism in Eukaryota, Fungi, Ascomycota, Sordariomycetes, Xylariales, Hypoxylaceae. The record is from RefSeq and is a predicted model, not a curated record. The transcript is spliced from 2 exons.
GUUCGUCAUAGUUCGUCAUCGUUUAUCGUUUCUCAUUUCUCACAAACAAGGAUAAGAGUAUUCGCCUAAACACUCAAACGGCCUCCAGCUUCUCACUUCUAUCCUUUAGCAUCAAUCAUCUUUAGCUUUAAGUCUUGGUGUUUUUCCGCAGCCAUUCUUUUGCGCGUGCUCGCUAUAUAGUGCGCAGCAUUAUAUUGUUAUUAAACCCCGCGGCGAUUUAGCAUUAGCUACUCGACAUCGCAACUGACAUUCUUUCUUCAUUGCGCCGAGCAUUGCGACUAUGGGUAUCUUGGGUAUGACAGCGAGCUACUUGCUCUUCUCUGUCCUUCAUUUUGCCCAGUUUGUGCUUGCCGUUACCGUUUGUGGAUUAUACGGCGUUGAUCUUUCGCGCGCGCGUUCCCAGGGCAAAUAUAUCGAUGGAAAAUGGGUCUACGCUGAAGUUGUGGGAGUUCUUGCCGCACUGGCGGCUAUCCUCUACUUCAUACCUUUUAUCCUACGAUUCGCUGCAGUUACGGUAUGGAACUCUAUCAUGUUCAUCUUGUGGAUAGCGCUCUUCGGUCUGUUUGGCGGCAUGUAUAUCCAUGAGAACCCCGAAGGCAAUGGCGACAUCCAGAGAAUGAAGAACGCCGUAUGGGUCGACUUGGCGAACGCACUGCUCUGGCUUAUUGGAUUUGUUGCGAGUGCCACUUAUUGGUGGACUCACCGCGAGAGGCGAAGCCGCUUUACGGGCCGUGCUCAGCUGGGCCGGAAUGCGUCGGUUCGGUCUUCUGGCUGGGCGGCAUAGUUAUAUCAU